This is a messenger RNA of Pristis pectinata (smalltooth sawfish), 1204 nucleotides long. RefSeq names its product collagen and calcium-binding EGF domain-containing protein 1-like. NCBI's taxonomy places the organism in Eukaryota, Metazoa, Chordata, Chondrichthyes, Rhinopristiformes, Pristidae. Gene Ontology annotation, molecular function: calcium ion binding. The record is from RefSeq and is a predicted model, not a curated record. The coding region runs from base 62 to 1204 and encodes 380 amino acids. The transcript has 12 exons.
GGCAGGGGAGGGGAAUCUUCGUGAGUCGCCGAAGACGUUGCACUGCAGACACCGAGUGGCGAUGAUUUUCGCCCUCGUCCUGGCGUCCGCUGUUCGCCUCUCUUCUGUGGUGCGAGCCCAACUGGAGAGGGAAGCUUGCUCUGAGAAUCAUGUGGCUACGUUGGAAUAUCGCUGCACCAAGGCGUCUGGGGAGAUAUCCACGUGUUUAAGGAAGAAAUGUUGCAAGGGUUACAGAUUUGUACUAGGCCAGUGCAUCCCUGAGGAUACUGAUGUCUGUGCUGGCUCACCCUGUGAACAGCAAUGCACUGACAGUUUUGGACGUGUUGUCUGUACGUGUUAUCCUGGAUAUCGUUUUGACCGAGAGCGCCACAGAAAUCAUCAGACACCAUAUUGCCUGGAUAUAGAUGAGUGUUCAGUGCAUAACGGCACACUUUGUGAUCACAAGUGUAUUAACACUCGUGGAAGCUACAGCUGUGAGUGCCAAGAAGGAUUUUACUUGAACAUCGAUGGCAAGUCCUGUCUCAGAGCUUUUAAUGACAGCAGUGCAAUUAAAUCUGAGCACCUGAUGAGUGCUGGCACUUGUUCAGUCACUUGUGAAGAGUUUCUACAGAUGAAGCAGACUUUGGUGCAACUCAAGCAGAGGCUGCUGCUAACAAACCUGGACAACUCCAGUGAAAAAUUACAACUGUCGAGGAAAUGCACAGAAAGACUGCCAUGUCCUCCAUACAUAACGGGCCGACCUGGUGCCCCUGGACCCCCUGGCCCACCAGGAAAUCCGGGACCUCGAGGCAUCAUGGGACCGGGAGGUGCUCCAGGAGCCCCGGGUCCACGUGGGCCCAGAGGUGACAUGGGCCCCAUGGGUCCCACCCCUGAUCUGCCCUCCAUCAAGAGAGGAAGACGAGGUCCAGUGGGUGCACCUGGCACACCAGGAAAGAAUGGGAUGAAGGGUGAGCGGGGACUUCCUGGACCGCGGGGCCUACCAGGUCCCCCCGGAUCGUUUGAUUUCCUCCUACUGAUGAUGGCUGACAUCAGACACGAUAUAAUCGAACUUCAGGAGCGAGUAUUUGGUGAACGACGGGGUAUCACUCUUGACUCUCUGCCCCUAGAUGCACAAGAUAUCGGAUCUGGGCAAGAGGAGGUGGUUCCACAGAGUCCACCAGUAGCAACAGGAGGCUGUGGUCUCAAGUCCACUGCGAAGACCUGA